Messenger RNA from Physcomitrium patens, 1947 nucleotides. Its product is annotated as fructose-bisphosphate aldolase 1, chloroplastic. Gene Ontology annotation, molecular function: fructose-bisphosphate aldolase activity. Gene Ontology annotation, biological process: glycolytic process. The record is from RefSeq and is a predicted model, not a curated record. Lineage: Eukaryota; Viridiplantae; Streptophyta; Bryopsida; Funariales; Funariaceae.
AACGCACGCAAGGGACGGGGCUUGCGAAGUGCGGGUGGGGGCGGAACCUUCUAAGCGCCACUGGAAGGUGGUGCCCACAACGAGGGGGCUGCGAGGUGCUUCGGAGUACAGCCAUCCUUGAGUUGGUUUCAUGCUUGUCCCCUCUCCUCCUCGUGUUGUUGCCUUGCAAGAUUCCACUUUUCGUCCUCCGGAGCAUCGUAGGGCGUAAAAGAAGAGGUUGAACCUCCACAGUUGACGGAUUCGAUCGAAGCAGUUGCGCACGAACACGAGAGUCUGCAACGAUCCAGCUCUCCAGCAUCACCAGCGUCUGUAAAUCAUGGCAGCCGCCGUCGCGAUGCAGCAGGCCUCCGGGCUGCAGUCGAGUUUCUGUGGGGCUUCGUUGAAGCAGAAGGCUGCUGUUUCGGGUCGGCCCCAGAAUGUGGCGUUCGCUGUGCGGGCCGCUGGUUACGACGAGGAGCUCAUCAAGACCGCGAGGACGAUCGCGUCUCCCGGGCGGGGGAUCUUGGCGAUCGACGAGUCGAAUGCGACGUGCGGGAAGCGGUUGGCGUCGAUCGGGCUGGAGAACAACGAGGUGAACCGGCAGGCGUACAGGCAGCUGCUGUGCACGACGCCGGGGCUGGGGGAGUACAUCUCUGGAGCGAUCAUGUUCGAGGAGACUCUGUACCAGUCGACGAGCGACGGGAAGAAGAUGGUGGACUGCCUGGUGGAGGGAGGGAUCGUGCCCGGAAUUAAGGUGGACAAGGGUCUGGUGCCUCUGGCGGGAUCCAACGAGGAGUCGUGGUGCCAGGGGCUGGACGGGUUGGCGUCUCGGACAGCGGCGUACUACAAGCAGGGAGCGAGGUUUGCGAAGUGGAGGACGGUGGUGAGCAUUCCCAACGGGCCGUCGGAUUUGGCGGUGACAGAGGCCGCAUGGGGGCUGGCGCGUUACGCAGCUAUUUGUCAAGACACCGGGUUGGUGCCUAUCGUGGAGCCCGAGGUGCUGUUGGACGGAAGCCACGGAAUCGACAGAACGUUGGAGGUGGCCGAGAAGGUGUGGUCGAAGGUGUUCUACUACUUGGGCGAGAACAACGUCCUGCUGGAGGGAAUUCUGUUAAAGCCCAGCAUGGUGACUCCGGGCGCAGAGUGCCCCGAGAGAGCCACCCCGGAGCAGGUGGCAGAGUACACGCUGAAGAUGUUGAGGAGGCGAGUGCCACCCGCGGUGCCCGGAAUCAUGUUUUUGUCCGGAGGGCAGUCGGAGGUGGAGGCGACGCUGAACCUGAAUGCGAUGAACCAGAGCCCGAACCCAUGGCAUGUGUCGUUCUCGUACGCGAGGGCGCUGCAGAACUCGGUGUUGAAGACGUGGAAGGGGCAACCAGAGAACCUGGAGGCGGCGAAGAAGGCAUUGCUGGUGAGGGCGAAGGCGAACUCGUUGGCGCAGCUGGGGAAGUACUCAGCAGAGGGCGAGGCCAAGGAAGCGAGGGAGGGGAUGUUCGUGAAGGGCUACACAUACUGAGGAGGACUGAGGACUGAGGGAGAGACGCGGAUGCGGAUGCGGAUGCAGAUUCGGGUGCAGAGAAAGUAGCGAGGCGAGGCGAGGGGAGGCGCUUGGCGAAGGGAGCCGCAGUGCGUGUGGUAUUCGCCCGCUGCCCCAGCUUCUGGUUCCCACACUUCCGAGGAGGGUGCGCUGAUUUUUCACGGUGGCAGCGCUUUUCGGGAGCCAAUUGGGUUAUGAUUUAUGAUUGAUACAGUUGUGCUGUAUUAAUGGUUUUAGUUAUGCCAGAGUGAAGUUGAAGGUAUAGCGUAUUUGCUUUGUUUGUCAGUUUUUUAUUCCGAAUAAUUCUCUUUUAUUCCUUUUUUGAAUUUCUUUGCAGGUGAGUCGUGGAUAUAGGAGUUGUAUGUUAGAUUUUGUAGAAUUGUUUUUCAUCUUUUAAAUAUAAAAUAAAGGAAGGUAAAGAUUUAGUCUAUCAC